UAAAAAGGAGCCGUCAAUGUCCGCACUUAACUCUUUUCCACCUCCUCCACGGCUCCACCCGACUCGGCGGCCUCCGCUCAUCCGCCCGUUCCUCGCCGACGCCGUCUCUCCCACCGACCGGUGUGGCGCUCCAGGAAGCCGCUUCUUCUUCCUUCCAGUCCCAUGACAGACAGAAGUGAUGGACCAAUUGGUAGGCUCCCAGAGCAUCUUAUUGUAGAAAUAUUCAUUCGUUUACCAGUCUCCGAGUGGGUGCAAAUAGCAUGUGUCAACAAGCAGUGGGCCAACAUAUUUGAAGGAGAUUGCUUGUGGCAAACUGCUAUUGCAAGGAACUGGCCAUCUGCUGGUCUCCAGAAACGCUGGCCUGGGCCAAUUCCCAGAGGUUCCCCAAGGAGGAGAUUCCAAGCACUAUAUGUCAGUGAGAACUUAGUCCCAUCUGGUGGGGAGAUUGAUGAGCUUGUUGGUCACACUUAUCUCUACUUAAAAGAACAACUUGAGCGCCCUGCCAUGCCUCCUUCCAGCAUACUUCAUGGCACCAUCAUUGAUCAGUUCAUUGCUUGUGGUAAAACAGGAGAAAAGGCUCAUGAUCUUUCUUCGAAAAUAUGGCUUGCAGUCAUUGACGGCUUGGAAGAAAACCAGAAAACAUUCUUGCUGUUAAAACACCUCGCACGAGAAGGAGAAUUUUUCCUUCCAUUUCCAUACUCCAGAUCAUAUAAGGUGCUAUGGAGGGUGUAUGACAAGCUGUUCACUGACUUCCGUGACUGUUUCAGCGGGGCUGAUUACCAUGAUGCACUAUCAACUGCGAAGUCUAGGUUUCAGCCGGUACCCUCAACAUGGCUUGGCCAUUAGCGCACAGUUGUUGCUCUUGUUGUGCGCUUUACAUCAUCGUGGAUAAAGUAGCGAUGUAAUUUCCAAAAGGCAAAAUCCGGUGCCGAGUGGUAAUCCAGUGGAUGAUUCAUGUACAUGUAGCAUCUUGACAACUUCAAGAACUUUAAACUGUUGUUUAAGUGGAAAUAUUCCUGUUUUUGCAAGUCCCCUGAAACUGCUGUUUUAGUGGAAACACUCCUAUUUUUGCAAGUCCCUUGAAACUGCUUUUAUACAAUUCACCGUUUGCUGGGUUAAUUCAGUGUA
This is a messenger RNA of Setaria italica (foxtail millet), 1128 nucleotides long. RefSeq lists its product as uncharacterized. The transcript is spliced from 5 exons. The record is from RefSeq and is a predicted model, not a curated record. Gene Ontology annotation, molecular function: protein binding. The coding region runs from base 163 to 846 and encodes 227 amino acids. NCBI's taxonomy places the organism in Eukaryota, Viridiplantae, Streptophyta, Magnoliopsida, Poales, Poaceae.